This is a messenger RNA of Schizophyllum commune H4-8, 1953 nucleotides long. RefSeq names its product G-alpha-domain-containing protein. Lineage: Eukaryota; Fungi; Basidiomycota; Agaricomycetes; Agaricales; Schizophyllaceae. Gene Ontology annotation, biological process: adenylate cyclase-modulating G protein-coupled receptor signaling pathway. The transcript has 9 exons. The coding region runs from base 119 to 1687 and encodes 522 amino acids. Gene Ontology annotation, cellular component: heterotrimeric G-protein complex. The record is from RefSeq and is a predicted model, not a curated record. Gene Ontology annotation, molecular function: GTPase activity; G protein-coupled receptor binding; G-protein beta/gamma-subunit complex binding.
UCGUCAAGCCCGCUUUUCGCGUUCUGCCGCGCGAGUCGGCGCCUCCGUCCUUCUUGCUUCCGCCCGCCAUCCCCUCUGUCCCCACCCAGCGCCGUCCCCGCCGCCGCAGACGACGACCAUGGCGAAACCGCGCAUCGAGCCCAACCGCCGUCGCUCGCUGUCAGACCCGCUCGCAGCAGCCCUCCUCCCGCCAGAGAACGAGUCGCCCACGGAGCGCGCGGCCCGCCUGCGCGCCGAGUGCGACGCGAAGAAAAUCAGCGACAACAUCGACGAGAUGCUCCGUCAGGAGCGCAUGGAGCGCAAGAAGGCGCGCGCCGAGGUCCACGUCCUGCUCCUUGGCCAGUCUGAGUCCGGCAAGAGCACGACGCUCAAGCAGUUCCAGCUUCUUCACUCGCCAGCCGCCUUCCACCAAGAGCGCAUCGCAUGGCGCGCGGUCAUCUAUCUCAAUCUCGUGCGCUCUGUGCGUCGAAUUCUGGACGCGAUCUCGGACGCGUACGAUGAGGACGCGGAUGACUCGAUGGAAGUUCGGUCUACUGAGAGCAACCCUUCUUCAGCCACAUCCGGCACGAAGGUUCCGAACUACGACGCCUACCGGCAACGGCUAGAACCCCUGGUCGCACUAGAAGAUCGCCUCACGCGAUCGCUCUCCGCACCGGACGAGGACGAGCCCACGCACCUCGGCCCCAUCCAACCCUCCUACAGCGCCCCCAGCAACCCCGCGAACGGCGCGCGGCCCAACCCGACGAUCGUCAUCCCCGACAACCGCGCGCAGUCGCUGCCCGUGUCCCCCGCGGACACGCGGUCCGGGCGGAAGCAGAAGGAGGUCGCGGUGCACACGUCGACGAACUGGAAGAAGGCGUUCGCGUUGGGGAACCGGUCCAAGAGCCCGAAGAGCGCGCACACGGGCGAGAUUGAGGGGUGGUGGGAGGACCCGGACGAUCCGGUGCAUGCGCUGCAUGCGUGUGCGCCGGCGAUGUUGGAGCUGUGGCGCGAUCCGCGGGUGAGGCAGCGGUUGCAGGAGCGGCGGUUGCGGUUGGAGGAGAGCAGUGGAUUCUACUUGGACGAAAUACCACGAAUAACGGCGAAGAAGUACAUCCCGACGGAUGCCGAUGUUCUGAAGGCAAGGUUGAAGACAAUGGGCGUCGUGGAGCAUACGUUCUCAGUAGCGAACGGCAACAACAAAGGCGUGCAGUGGAAGAUCUACGACGUCGGUGGUGCGCGGAAUCAACGACAAGCGUGGGCGCCGUAUUUUGAGGAUGUCAACGCGAUCAUCUUCCUCGCGCCUAUAUCCGCCUUCGACCAGGUCUUGACGGAGGACCCGCGCGUGAAUCGGAUGGAGGACUCACUGCUGCUGUGGAAGUCGGUGGUGUCGAACAAGCUGCUGGGGCAUGUGAACCUGGUGCUGUUUUUGAACAAGUGUGAUUUGUUGCAGUCGAAGCUGGACGCAGGCGUACAACUUGGGCAACAUAUGAUAUCCUAUGGCGACCGACCAAACGACUAUGAUUCAGUAUCGAAAUACUUCCGCAAUAAAUUCGGCGCCCUGCACCAAACCUACACACCCAAUAAAGAGCGGGAGCUCUACAUUCACUUCACGUCCGUGACGGACACGAGACGGACGGCGACGAUCAUAUCGACGGUGCGCGACAUCAUCAUCAAGGGCAACCUGCGGAAUAUGCGACUCGUAUAAACGGUGGUGAUGAUACCGCGCAUCUCUUUAUUGUCGACCUCUAGAUGGCGGGAGGUUGUCGGCGGUGGGUGGACGGCCUCACGAGAGUGAUUCCCUUAGCACUGGACCGCCAGGCCUUCUCUGGGCGGCUAGUAGGCGCAUCCUUCCAUUGGUAUCUUUCCGUAGCUAUGCUCUUCGUUUCUUUCAUCUACCUGCUGAUCGACCGCCUCCCAUCUACGCACGCCUUCCUCUCUCUCUCCCGCGCUCCCUCAUUCACUUGGAACCCU